This is a messenger RNA of Coccinella septempunctata (seven-spotted ladybird), 789 nucleotides long. RefSeq lists its product as uncharacterized. The coding region runs from base 1 to 789 and encodes 262 amino acids. The record is from RefSeq and is a predicted model, not a curated record. The transcript has a single exon. Gene Ontology annotation, biological process: DNA integration. NCBI's taxonomy places the organism in Eukaryota, Metazoa, Arthropoda, Insecta, Coleoptera, Coccinellidae. Gene Ontology annotation, molecular function: nucleic acid binding.
AUGGGCAAUCUACCUUUGCCCAGAAUAUCUCAAGUAAAGCCCUUUUUGCAUUCCGGUGUUGACUACGGAGGUCCUUUCACAAUAUUCAUGAGUCGAUAUCGAGGCGCCAAGAAAUGUAAAUCUUACAUAUGUUUAUUUGUUUGCAUGUCAACUAAGGCCAUGCAUCUGGAAUUGGCCUCGGAUUUGAGCAGUGAUGCAUUUUUGGCAUGUUUGAGAAGAUUUGUCUCGCGGCGAGGUCGAUGCGCGCAUCUCUAUUCCGAUCAGGGUACUAAUUUCGUAGGAUCCAGCAACGAAAUUAAAAAUAUGCUUAGGGAUACAACGAGUGCUGAAACUAUCGAACAUCACUUCCUUCCGGGUAACGCACCCCAUAUGGGUGGACUGUGGGAGUCAGGAAUUAAAGCGGUGAAAACACAUUUGAAGAGGGUAAUCGGUGAACAAGUUCUCACCUACGAAGAAUUUUACACUGUUUUAACGCAGAUCGAAGCAGUGCUGAAUUCACGGCCUCUCACCCCCCUCAGUUCGGACGUGAAUGAUUUGUCGGAGUAUUUACAUACCCUUCAACAACGCAGUAAGUGGCUCACUUCAUCCCCCCCUCCAGCGAUAGGGACAUUGGUCCUCAUUAAAAGUGACAAUGCACCCCCAUUACAAUGGGAGAUGGGACGUAUUAUGAAAGUCCAUCCUGGAUUAGAUAACGUAGUCCGAGUUGCUACGGUGAAAACACGACGCGGUACCUUGAAAAGACCGCUUCUUAAGUUAUGCCCGUUGCCCAUUGAUGAUGUAAAAGCUUGA